UCCACCAGUUGCAACUGUUUCCUUUUUUAUAGCGUCUUCUUGUCUGCUUCCAUUCCACCGAUGUAAAAGACCAAUCCCCCAUUAAAACACAGUCAUGCUCGUUCGUCGUAUGGGUUAUUUCUCACCUUCACUUUCUAUAAAAACCUCACCUUUCUUCUCUCUUCUCACACAAACCCCUUUUCCAUUUCAUCAUCUUCGUCCUAUCCACUUCUUCAAACCAAUUCACACCAAAUCCCCACAAACCCAUCUCUUUUCCAUGAACCGAAAAACCCAUUUCACCACUUCCGCUGCUUUCCUUCAAGAACCCACAAACACAAAAACCUUGUCUAACAGGUCGGCCAAGAAAGCCCGCCGUGACGCCCCUGAGAGUGUGCUACGUCAUCAGUUAGACCAGUGUUCUAAACGGGGUGAUUUACAGGAAGCAAUUCGACUCUAUGAAGAAGCUAAGUUAAACAAUAUUACCCUUAAUGUUCAUCAUUAUAAUGUGUUGCUUUAUCUUUGUUCUUCUGGUUCGGGUACGGAGGGAUUUGGGAUUGAGAAAGGAUUUCAGAUUUUUAAACAGAUGGGUGUUAAUGGUGUUGCUCCGAAUGAGGCGACGUUUACUAGUGCUGCUAGAUUGGCAGUUGCUAAGCAAGACCCAGAAAUGGCUUUUGAUUUAGUGAAGAAAAUGAAGAGUUUUGGUGUUCCUCCUAAGUUAAGAUCAUAUGGGCCAGCGUUGUUUGGGUUUUGUGAAAAGGGAAUGGCUGAUAAGGCUUAUGAAGUUGAUGUACAUAUGGGGGAAUCAGGGGUUGUGGCUGAGGAAGCAGAGCUUUCUGCACUGUUGAAAGUUAGUUCUUUUUCUAAAAAGGCUGAUAAAGUAUAUGAAAUGAUGCAUAGAUUAAGGGCAAGUGUAAGGCAGGUGUGUGAAGAGACUGCUGGUGUAGUAGAGGAUUGGUUUAAUUCUGAAUUUGCUGCUGAGGUUGGGCUGCAGGAUUGGGAUGUUCGGAAAGUGAAGGAAGGUGUUGUGAAAGGAGGGGGUGGUUGGCAUGGACAAGGGUGGUUGGGAAAGGGGAAUUGGACAGUAGUGAGAGCGGAGAUGGAUAGUUCCGGAGCUUGUCGUUCAUGUGGGGAAAAGCUUGUGUGCAUUGACAUUGAUCCCAAGGAGACAGAGAACUUUGCUAAUUCUUUGGUUAAAUUGGCUUGUGAAAGAGAAGUUAAGGCUAAUUUUGUGCAAUUUCAGGACUGGCUUCAGAAGCAUGGUCCAUUUGAUGCUGUGGUGGAUGGUGCAAAUGUCGGCCUUAUCACUCAACGAAAUUUUAAUUUCUCUCAGCUCAGAUCUGUUGUCAAUAAAUUAAGGCAGAUGAGUGAAUCGAAGAAACUUCCAUUGGUUAUUUUGCACAAAAGUCGUACAACUGGUGGUCCUGCUCAACAUCCUAAUAACAAGAAGUUGUUAGAAAGCUGGAAGAAAGCAGGUGCACUUUAUGCCACUCCACAUGGUUCAAAUGAUGAUUGGUACUGGUUAUAUGCUGCUGUAAGUUCCAAAGGCUUGCUUUUGACAAAUGAUGAGAUGAGAGACCAUUUGUUCCAACUAUUAGGCACUAGCUUUUUUCCCAGAUGGAAGGAAAAACAUCAGAUCCGGAUGACAGCUUCAAGAGAUGACGGACUUAAGCUCCAUAUGCCACCACCCUAUUCAAUUGUUAUUCAGGAGUCGGAGCAGGGUUGUUGGCAUGUGCCAACUCUUACUGGAGAUGACCUUGAGAUACCAAGACAGUGGGUAUGUGCUACCAGGAAAAAUGCUCUGCACUCUCUAUUUCGACGAAAUGGGGAAUCAAAUCAUUAACAUAUAAAUGUGGUUUCUGGGACAGCAUCAGUGAAGCAACUAUGUAUGAGUGCCUUUUUCCUUUGAAGAAGCUUAUAAUUUGAACUUCUCAAAGGUUGUUGUAGAUGGAGAUCAGGAAGAUUGCUAAAUGCAAAAGUUCUGGAUACAGUCAACAUCUAUAUAACAGUCUAGUUUCAUUAUCUUGUAUACCAGUUUUUGCUUCUGUGUUCUGGAGUAUUUCUGUAUUUGGUCAAAUUUUUUGCAACAAUUUUUCCUGUUACAAGUGUUAGAAGGAAAAAGUGCUGCUACAAUAGAAGACUGGCGCCUUUGAAACUCAAAGAGGAUAUUCCUGCAUUUUUAAUACUUAAUUGGCUGGUCCCUGAGUACAAGAAGAAAAACAGCUUAUGAAGUUCAAAUUAUUUUCCUUUGAAUAGAAAGAUCUAUUUGAUCAGUUGAACAAUUUGGCUAGAGUUUGAUUAUCAGUAUUGUCUCCUCAGAGAAUUUCUGUGUAUAGUUUUUUAUUGCAGGAAUCAAAUUCUUCAAAGAACACCAGGAAUAUGGUUUCAAUUGAUUUAAUGACAAUGGGAUUGGAAGCUCUGCAUACACCAUUGGUUCCAAGAAGUUGGACAACUGUUGGGGUAUAUUCCCCAUCUUGCAAGCCGAGCUGCAGUUUGACAUCUCACUUUUAUUCAUUAACACACACACACACCCCAAAUCCAAACUCCUCCAUGACUAUAUAUUACCCCUCUUUGGUGCCCCUAGUUCCAGUAUCUUAAUAAUCUGGAUAAAGUAUACACUCAUCUAAUUCUGUGUAUAGUCAAUUUUCUUAUUAGACUUUGUAUUACUUUAUUUAGGUGGUUUCCUGCCAAAAGCACAAUCUGGAGAUUGAUAGGCAGAUCAGAUCUGGAGGUCGAACUAGCUUGAGGAGCAAAUGCCAACUGCACCUCACUCUCUUGAAGAAGAGAAGCUGUAUCCAUAGAAGAGUUGCUUGCCUAAUGCGAGAAGAGAUCUCAACAGCCUAAUGAAACAACAUCAUCAGUGAAAUACUUGUGAGAGCAGCGUACUUGUGAGUUGUGGAGAACAAGAAAUAUGCCACAUAAAUAUAAUGCCCCAGUGAUGAGAAUCCACCAAAAAAUCUAACUUGCUUAUUACCACCAGUGAAAUUUGGCAGCAAGAGCAACUCACAAAAAUGAAUCAUCCUAUAGAUUUACUUCAAAAAUCAUACAGCUCUGAAAAAGUAGCAAACUGUAACUUAUUUGAUCACACAACAACAAAAGUUUAGUUCAUAGCUUAAAUAAUGAGAAACUUUCUGUAA
Solanum stenotomum is the source of this 3113-nucleotide messenger RNA. RefSeq names its product proteinaceous RNase P 1, chloroplastic/mitochondrial. Gene Ontology annotation, biological process: tRNA 5'-leader removal. Bases 95 to 1819 code for a protein of 574 amino acids. NCBI's taxonomy places the organism in Eukaryota, Viridiplantae, Streptophyta, Magnoliopsida, Solanales, Solanaceae. Gene Ontology annotation, molecular function: ribonuclease P activity; protein binding. The transcript is spliced from 7 exons. The record is from RefSeq and is a predicted model, not a curated record.